Cydia strobilella is the source of this 2310-nucleotide messenger RNA. Its product is annotated as glucose transporter type 1-like. The transcript has a single exon. The record is from RefSeq and is a predicted model, not a curated record. Gene Ontology annotation, molecular function: hexose transmembrane transporter activity. Lineage: Eukaryota; Metazoa; Arthropoda; Insecta; Lepidoptera; Tortricidae. Gene Ontology annotation, cellular component: membrane. Gene Ontology annotation, biological process: monosaccharide transmembrane transport. The coding region runs from base 9 to 1442 and encodes 477 amino acids.
GUAUAUAAAUGGUUGUGGUGUUGUUUCACAGAGUGCCGAACCCGAACGUGAUGACGAUGGCCACGGAAAUAACAGCUCCACUGUUGUACUCGGUGAGCGCGGCCGUGCUGGGCAUGCUCCAGUUCGGCUACAACACGGGCGUCAUCAACGCGCCGCGCGAAUUCAUCGAGACCUUCAUCAGAGACCAGUACCAGACGGAUGAGACCCGCAGCUCCUUUCUGUUCAGCAUCAUUGUUUCCAUCUUUGCCGUGGGAGGCAUGAUCGGUUGUCCGCUCGCCAGUUGGAUUGCGGAGAAAUAUGGACGCAAAAAUGCUCUCCUCAUGAAUGCAGCAUUUGGUGUCAUCGCGGCCGCUUUAAUGGCCUUCAGCAAGCUCGCAGGCUCCGUGGAAAUGAUACUUAUCGGUAGAUUCCUUAUCGGAAUCAACUGCGGUUUUGCCACGACUGUCUCUCCUACUUACGUAUCUGAAGUGGCCCCAUUAAAUCUACGAGGGGCUUUUGGUACAGUCAAUCAAUUGGCAGUCGCUUUCGGCUUAAUCUUCUCACAAAUUCUAGGAAUAGAUGCUAUAUUAGGGAGUGAUGAAGGUUGGCCGUGGCUUUUCGGCAUUGCAUUGAUUCCUUCAGGUCUUCAAUGCGUGAUGGUACCUUUCACUGCUGAAUCGCCGAGGUUCCUUUUGCUCACAACUCGUGAUGAAGAAAAAGCGAAGGCGGCACUCAUUAAAAUUAGAGGCCACUCAAACAUUGAAAACGAGAUUAACGACAUGAACGCGGAAGACAAAGCCGAGAAACAAGAAAAAAAGUUUACCGCUUGGGAUCUAAUAAGCCACCGGUCCCUGCGUACUCCGCUCAUAAUCGGUAUAGUUAUGCAUUUAUCACAGCAGUGGGGAGGUAUCAAUGCUGUUUUGUAUUAUUCUUCCACUAUUUUCGAAGGCGCCGGUCUUAAGGCUGAUGAGGCCCGCUUGGCUUCCAUCGGCGUCGGCAGUAUGUUAUUCAUCAUGGCGCUGGUGUCAAUUCCGUUGAUGGACCGUCUGGGACGGCGCACGCUGCAGCUCGGCGGUCUUGCCGGUAUGACCUUGUUUUCGGUCCUAAUGACGGUAGCGUUCUUUACUUAUGAAGAUAACCAAACCAUGAGCAUAUUCGCUGUUAUCUUCACGCUGUUGUACGUAGCGUCCUUCGGCGUGGGGCCGAGCUCGAUCCCGUGGAUGAUCUUGUCGGAGCUGUUCGGGCAGUCCGCCCGCAGCGCCGCAGUAAGCAUCGGCGCGCUCGUCAACUGGUUCGCCAACUUCAUCGUCGGCAUAACGUUUAUCCCGAUGAAGGAUGCACUAGGAAAUUAUUUAUUUUUGCCGUAUACAGGUUUCCUCAUAUUCUUCUUUAUAUUCACGUAUUUCAAGUUGCCCGAAACGAAGAAUAAAAGUAUCGAGGAAGUAACGGCUCUAUUCACUUAAAAGUACCUAUAGGUAGUAGUAUAGGUAGGAUAUAGGUAGUUUAGUUGUAAUGAGGAAACACUUAGCUUGUACCUAGAAUCUAGAUUAUGACUACUAGCUAGUGCCUUUUGAAUCUUAAUGUUGGCCAAAUUUAUAUUUAGUAUUGCGUGCAUGCUUUUAAUAAUUUAUUUGAAAUUUUUAUUUUUUGGAAUGUUUUAAUGAAUUGUUUAUAAUAAUCAAAAUAUGUUAAAUGGAAUGCUUGGAAAAAUAAUUUAAUGGACUAGUUUGGAAACAAUCAAAUUAUUUUAUUUGUUGGCGCAACAUAAGUACCAGCGAAGACCAGUUGACGACACAUGACGUCACGUCACACACAUACGUCAAGGCUCCCCGUUCCGCGUACCUACCUAUACAUUUAGAUUUUAGACUGCACCGUACAGCCGAAGCGGCUUCACAUAUUAAUUAUUUAUAUAGAUUUAUCGAGUACCUAAACGUAAGUUGUACCUAUUAGUUAUUAUGUUAAUUAAAAGAAGAUUAGUACUAUACUGGAGUUCCUUCAUUCUUCAUCGGAAGAGCUUAAUUGAGGAGUACAUCGAACAUUUAGGCUAAAUAACUCCUAGCUUUUUUUUGUUAAUAUUUUGAUUUGUGUUUUUUAAGUACACUGGAGGGCGUCGUCACUUUUUCUUUAAUAAUUAUAUGACAUCUAUUACAGUUUUUAAAUAAUUUAAUGUUAAAUAAUGAUAAAUUUUUGUAAACUUAAAUGAAUUGAAUAAGAGACAGAGGCUACUAAAAAUAAUAAUUAACAUGAUUUUUUUUAAAUACAAUGAAACUUAAAUGGAAUUAAUUACAAAAUGUAGGUAUAUACUAGGUAAAGAGAUUUUUGCAUGCAAGU